AUGGAUAGUGAUAACCACACCACAUCCCUCUCAAAAAAACCAAAACCCCAAUGUCCAUCAUCACCUCGAGAUUUUUUCGCCAGACUUUAUGGGCAUUUGGAAAGCGAAAAAAAACUCAAGGACAACAAAUCUGACGUCACCAAUACCUCCAACAUCAACUCACCAACGUCAACAUCAAUUUGUCCGAAUUUUAAAAUUUCCGAAGAUACAACAAUUUCUCCUUCCCCCAAAGAAGAAUCGAGCAGAGGAUUCUAUUCAGGAAUUUUAUGGAGUGAAGAUUUGGCCAAAUUUUGUGCAGGCGAUGUGGUAAUAGAUAAUGAAGCUGGCCCUAGUAGAAUUUUUGGUUCUUAUAAUGUCCCCAAUUUUGCACCUGUUUUGGGGUUGAAUUUGGAGGCGCAUUUGGGGACCGGGUUUGGAGCCUAUCUGGCCAGAAGAAGGCGCAAAGAAGGCCGACCCCGUCGUCAACGGACGACAUUUAGCAGCGAACAGACCCUAAGGCUAGAAGUCGAAUACCGAAGGGCCGAAUAUGUAUCCAGGUGCCGAAGGUUCGAAUUGGCCGAAGCUUUGUCUUUAUCCGAAACCCAGGUCAAAAUCUGGUUUCAGAAUCGAAGGGCCAAGGAUAAGAGGAUCGAGAAGGCCCAUAUUGAUCAACAGUACAG
This is a messenger RNA of Ctenocephalides felis (cat flea), 659 nucleotides long. RefSeq names its product homeobox protein rough-like. The record is from RefSeq and is a predicted model, not a curated record. Gene Ontology annotation, molecular function: DNA-binding transcription factor activity, RNA polymerase II-specific; DNA binding. Lineage: Eukaryota; Metazoa; Arthropoda; Insecta; Siphonaptera; Pulicidae. The annotation marks the transcript as partial. The transcript is spliced from 2 exons. Gene Ontology annotation, biological process: regulation of DNA-templated transcription.